UGACAGAGAUGGAUGAAUGUUCUCUGCCGGACAAUGGUGGGUGUGAGCAGCUCUGUGAGAACACACUGGGCAGUUACAAAUGCACCUGUGAGCCUGGCUAUGAGUUGACAGCUGAUAAAAAGAGUUGUGAGGCUGCGUGUGGGGGCUUCAUCACCAAGCUCAAUGGGACCAUUACUAGCCCUGGAUGGCCCAAGGAAUAUCCUACUAACAAAAACUGCGUCUGGCAGGUGGUAGCUCCAACCCAGUACCGGAUCUCUCUGCAGUUCGAAGUGUUUGAGCUGGAAGGCAAUGAUGUCUGUAAAUAUGACUAUGUUGAGGUUCGUAGUGGGUUGGCUUCUGACUCCAAGCUGCAUGGCAAAUUCUGUGGCUCAGAAAAGCCCGAAGUAAUCACUUCGUAUGGCAACAACAUGAGACUGGAGUUCAAAUCAGACAACACGGUCUCCAAGAAAGGCUUUAAAGUUCACUACUUCUCUGACAAGGAUGAAUGCUCCAAAGACAAUGGUGGUUGCCAGCAUGAAUGUGUCAACACCUUUGGUAGCUACAUAUGCCAGUGCAGAAAUGGCUUCAUGCUGCAUGAAAAUGGCCACGACUGUAAAGAAG
Nestor notabilis (Kea) is the source of this 600-nucleotide messenger RNA. RefSeq names its product tolloid-like protein 2. Gene Ontology annotation, molecular function: serine-type endopeptidase activity; calcium ion binding. The transcript has 4 exons. The annotation marks the transcript as partial. NCBI's taxonomy places the organism in Eukaryota, Metazoa, Chordata, Aves, Psittaciformes, Psittacidae. The record is from RefSeq and is a predicted model, not a curated record.